Porites lobata is the source of this 4467-nucleotide messenger RNA. Lineage: Eukaryota; Metazoa; Cnidaria; Anthozoa; Scleractinia; Poritidae. The record is from the annotation of a GenBank genome assembly.
AUGAGGAAGAAGCGCCGCGUGAAUUGGGCGGACGCCUACGAAACGCCCUCGUUGCGCGGGAGUUUGGGGGGUGUCGCGCGUUUGGCGCAAGCGCACGGCGUGCCGGUGUCGCGUGCCCGGGCGAAAUUGCAAGGGUUGUUGAGUUACACCUUGCAGAAACCGCGACGACGCCGGUUCCCGACCUUACCGGUGGUGGUACAUGGCAUGGACGACCAAUGGGUCGCCGACCUGGUGGAGAUGCAACCGUUGAAAAAAUGGAAUCGGGGGAUGCGCUAUUUGUUGACGGUGAUCGAUGUCUUGUCCAAGUACGCGUGGGUGGAACCGUUGAAGAGCAAGACGGGCGUGGCCGUGGCCGCGGCGUUCGACCGGAUCCUGAAACGCGCCCGAGGACGCCACCCCGUGCGAUUGCAGACGGAUGCCGGCAAAGAGUUUUACAACCGUACGUUCCAGGCCCUGAUGACGCGUCGCAAGAUUCAUCAUUUCUCGACGUACGGGGAUACCAAAGCGUCGGUGGUGGAACGAUUCAAUCGCACCUUGAAAGAACGCAUGUACCGGUACUUUACCGCUCGCAACACGUACCGGUACGUGGACGCGUUACCCGCGUUGGUGCAGGGCUACAACGUGACCAAACACCGUAGUAUCGGCAUGGCCCCUCGUGACGUGACGUGGGCCAACCAACGCCAAGUGUGGCAACGGUUGUACGGCCAUCGUCUGGCGCGUCGCGUGCGCCCUAAAUGGAAAGCCGGGGAUCGUGUGCGGUUGCAAAAACAACACCGUCCGUUCGAGAAAGGCUAUCUGCCCGGGUGGACCGAAGAGGUGUUUCUCAUCGACCGGGCCGUGCCGGGCCCCGUGGCUACCUAUAAAAUCAAGGAGUGGGACGGGACGCCCGUCAAAGGCACCUUUUACGAGCAAGACGUGCAGAAGGUCGACGUGCCGGACGACGCGCUGUUUCGCGUGGAAAAAGUGUUACAGCGUCGACGCCACGAGGUCAAGGUGCGUUGGAAAGGCUGGCCGAACAAAUACGACAGUUGGAUCCCCAAACGUAGUCUGGCCUCCCUAAAAUGAGUCGUCCGUGGUGGGACAAGUGGGCCAGUCCUACCAAGGAGCAAUGGGCCUACGCCAAUGCUUACCAUCGUGCGGAAGAGUAUGCCAAGAAACGGGGUGCCCUACGGUCCCCACCCAAGAAACAACCACCGGGUCGUCGAGUCGCCUUGAUGCCCGCCCCCGUGGCGGGACCGUUGGCGGCGCCGUUUGGGCGUAGGCAGAGUACCCCGCUCCCUAGCCAAAAGACCUGGAUGGAGAUGAUGGAACGGUUGGAGACCAAGUACGGCCCCAAGAAGGGAAAGAGGAAGAAGAAGAAGGUCCGGAGGAAGAAGAAGGUCAAGAGGGUCAAGAAGAAGCGACCCUCCAAGAAGGCUCAGCGUGCGUUCCGGGCUAAAUUGCGAGGCAUGGUCAAGCGCGGGAAGAGCGUCAGUUUGGACACGACCUUGCGCCGAUUGGUGCAAGCCUUUCCCCAGGCCGAUCAUACCUUAAAAGUCUGGCCCAAACGUUCCAGUUUGCAUAGCACCGUAGGCCGGGUACCCGGAUCCAAGCGUAAAUUGGCGACGUUCCUAUAAAAAAGGAGGUGCCGACCCGACAGGACCACACGCGAGAGAUGGAACCGUCGAGUCGGUCGCUGUACGUCACGCUGCUGAGUAACACCAGCAAGCCGGAGUUUCCCCACAAUACCCCGGCCUCGUUCAAGGUGCGAUUGCCGUACCCGUUACGCGUCAAGAAUUGGCACGUGGGUGUGGCUGGGGUCUACUUACCCGGACCCCCCAACACGGUGUCGCAUGGGGUGACGUCGCAUCCCGUGACGUCCACCCCCACCGCGCCGGUGGCGCCUCUCACGGAACAUCGACAAUCCAAUUUGUUCAGGGGAUCGGAAAACCAGAAAUUGGUGCGCAUGUAUUCCCGUGCCAUCAAGAUAGUCGAUAAUACCAGGACCCAAGAGAUCACCAGUACCAUGGAAGACGCCGACAUGCCCGAAGCCGCCACGGGGGUGGUGUUUAUGAAAAAAGUGUUCCGUUGGUUGCGACAAGAUACGAUGAAGAAACUCUAUACCGGGUAUAACUUGAGUACCGCUUCGGUGGAUUAUGCGCCUCGCUACGAAUGGAAGGACGAGGCGGGGGUGCCGACGUUCUGGAUCCUGAAUGCCAAGACGAAUGUGUCGUUCAAUAAAUCGCGCCCUUACCUGGGGUUCAAUCUGGUGUUGGCCCAACAAAUGGGAUGGGUGGUGAAAACAGAGGACGGGGCGUAUGCGCUGGGACCCAAUUUGUUGAUGCAUCCCCUGUUGAGCCAACCCAAGAACCCGAAGAUCGCGGCGUCCGCGGAUACCAAUCAAUUGGUGGACUUUACGGAUUACGUGCAGGUGAACCGAGGCAUGGUGUAUCUGUCCAUGGUAAUGGAUUGGCAGUUUGUGAAUUUGGACGAAGCCUAUGCGCGGGCCACCACGCACGUGUACGUGCCUCCCAAGGUCCUGUGGAAUCAUUUCCGAUGGAUCAUGGAGGACGAGAGCGUGUGGACGAAAGAGGCGGGGAUUAAGUCCUUGGGGUUUGUCAAUCUGGAAGGCUCCCCCCAUUAUUGGAAGAAGAAGACCAUGGGCAUGACGUUGACGAAAAGCGGCAACAAGUACGAACCCAAGUUUCGUUGGACCAUCGGCACCACCAAGCUGAAAAGGGGACUCACGUAUCGAAUCAUCGUCGAGAUCUACACGACCGACAAGGUCUUGUUCGACAAGACGAGUGUGAGUGCCUACACGAGUUUCUACACGCGCAAUAUCGAUUCGGCGGUGACGACGCACGUGCACGAAUACCUGGGCACGCACAUGGUGUAUUACCAUCGCCUCGUGCAAGAUUUUCGGCUGACGGCCCAGUCGGACCAUUCGUCCCGGCUGCACGUCACGGUGACCAUCGCCGACGUGCCCACCUCGUACCCGGCCACGUUGACGGAUCAAUGUUACGUGGUGGUCUACGGGUACACCAUCGGGGCGCCGUGGCCACCCCUGAGUCAAGUCGACGACGUGUACGACGCUCAUCCGGUCAUUCGACGAGACACCACCACCACGUCGACCAGCAGCACCACCGAAACGACCAGCAAGCCCACGCAUACGGGGAGUCAAGACAAACAGAAAAAGACCACGGUGACGCCCGCGACGCACGGGGAGCCGGCCACGCGUCCGGUGCACCUGUAUUGCAACGUGGGGGAAAGCAGCAUCGUGGGCACGCAGAUCACGAACUUCUUGCGAGACCUCCCCUAUAAAGACCAACCCAUCCGGUGGGAACCGGAACACGUACAGUAUCACCGGGUGCGUGGAGACACGCUGGAGAUUCUGGAAGUGGAAGUGGCCGAGACGAACGGUCAGUUGAUGACCUUGAACCCGGCGGGUGAGACGCAAGUGACGUUGCAUUUCCAGGCAUGAAUCGGAUCGUGUUGGUCAGUGAUCCGACCAAAGAGUUUGCCACCAACACCACCAGUUCGUUCAAAGUGCGCCUGCCCGUGCCGUUGGAAUUGAAGGGGGAAGGAUGGAAAGUGGGGCUGGCGGCCAUCUCCACCCCGGACGCCAACUUGGACUUGUCGAGACUCACGAAUGCCGUCAACCCACGUGUGCUCAUCGUAGGUUGCAAGUUGGCGGACAAUUUGACGGACCCGGGCCCGGUCCACCAUCGGGUCACCAUGCAGAUCAGGGAUAUCUUGCACGAUCCCGGCGUGGUGGAUGGGGUGAGUCUGAUGAAAGUCCUUAUACGAAAAUCGCAGUUUUACGAGACGAAAGAAGCGCAAGCCAAGGGGAAACGACUCUACGACCGGUUUCGGGUCACGUACGACUGGGACGGCGAGGACCUGCGCAUGCUGGCCAAGGACUUGAACGACAUUGCGUUGACGACCGGCUCGGCGUUCGUGGAAUGGUACGUCCACGUGAGCAUGGCCAAGUUGAUGGGGUGGUUGGUGGAGACGAAAAAGGACACGUACGCCUUGGGACCCAAUCUCCGUUACGAACUCCCCUACAAGACGCAGAAGACGGGGAAUUAUUACAAAGACAUCAAGAACACGGAGCUCGACCGGCACGACCUUUGGAAAAUGGAAGGGGGUCUCUUGCAGUUGAGUCAGUGCCUCAAUUGGCACUUCACCAACUUGAACGUCGCGUUCCGAAACGUGGUGGGGGAACCCUCGCGCACCUUCCUGGUCUACUCGGACCUGGUGGACAGCAAUAUCGUCGGGGGCCAACAACAUGCGCUGGUGCGCGAAGUGGAGUACCGGCGCCUAGGCCAGGGCGUGGCCUACUUUGAACCCUUGCACAUUCAAUGGUUACCGUGUCGGCGCGAGUACAUGGACCUCGUGGAGGUGCAAAUCGCCGAGAGUCACGGAGGGUUGGUCCAGUUCGGCACGGGACGCACCCUGGUCACCUUCGUGUUCCAACGCGACGUAUAA